Messenger RNA from Colossoma macropomum (tambaqui), 1548 nucleotides. It is a transcript of the gene rgs9a, whose product is annotated as regulator of G protein signaling 9a. Lineage: Eukaryota; Metazoa; Chordata; Actinopteri; Characiformes; Serrasalmidae. Gene Ontology annotation, biological process: intracellular signal transduction; G protein-coupled receptor signaling pathway; regulation of G protein-coupled receptor signaling pathway. The record is from RefSeq and is a predicted model, not a curated record. The transcript is spliced from 17 exons. The coding region runs from base 59 to 1501 and encodes 480 amino acids.
AGCAGCUGCAGAGUGGAAACUGAACUCGCUGCGUUUUUAGGAAGUAAUAACUGCAAAGAUGACGAUAAAAUUCAUCCGAGAUCAUGGACAACAUUACCGCCCGAGAAUGGCCUGUUUGACCAAGGUGGAGGCCAUGGUGUUGCAGAUGCAGGACUCCAAAUCUGGGGUGAAAUCAUCUGAACAGAAGCUGAACAUUACCUCUAUUCCUCAUGUCGUUGCAGGUCAGGACAUUAUCACCUGGAUUGUCAAUCAUAUGAAGGUGGAUGCUCAAGAGGCUCGAGCUAUAGGCACCAUGCUGGUGGCGUAUGGGUUCAUCUACCCACUGCAGGACCACAAAAAGCUCAUCCUCAAGCCGGACGGAAGUCUGUACCGCUUUCAGACUCCUUACUUCUGGCCUGUUCAGAAAUGGAAGGCUGACGACACUGAUUACGCGAUUUACCUGGCAAAGAGAAACAUUCGGAAGAAGGGAACGCUGGAUGUGUAUGAACAGGAGUACUACAAGAACCUUCACAAAUGGCUCAACCAUAAAUGGGACUUUAUCGUGAUGCAGGCCAAAGAGCAGUACAGGGCGGGCAAGGAGAGGAAUAAAGCAGAUCGGGUUGUGUUUGAUUGUCAGGAGAGAGCGUACUGGAUAGUGCACCGGCCUCCACCUAGAACUCACAGCGCUAUGGACUAUGGAGUGGACCGCCUCAUUGACCCCAAUGCAGAAGAGGAUAAAACCUUUGACUACUACAGAAGAAUUAUCAUCUUCACACAGCAAGCCAUCAUGAGGCCAAAGGUCAAAUCCACAGUGUCCCUCGGAGCGAUCUUGAAGCACAUGACAACAUAUAAAGACCAUGACCCCUUCCUGGCCCCAUGCCUACCCAGCAACCCCUGGCAGACCGACGACAGCACCUACUGGGACCUCAACAUGAGGAAUGUUGAAAUUCCCACGAAGAUGAGAGUGGAGCGCUGGUCCUUCAGCUUCUUCGAGCUGCUGAAUGACCCACGAGGACGAACUGACUUCAAAGUUUUCUUGAAGAAAGAGUUCAGCGGUGAGAACUUGGCCUUCUGGGAAGCUGCUGAGGAGAUGAAGUGGGGAACAGCAUCGUCCAUCUCUGAGAAAGCGGAGACUAUUUUCAAGACCUUUCUGGCCCCAGGAGCUCCGCGCUGGAUCAACAUUGACGGCCGGACGAUGGGUCUGACGGUGAAGGGUUUGGAGCAUCCUCACCGCUACGUCCUGGACGCUGCGCAAACUCACAUCUUCAUGCUGAUGAAAAAGGACACUUUCUACCGAUAUCUGAAGUCUCCAGUUUAUAAGGACAUUCAGAAAAAGGCCCUUUCACCUGCAGCGCAUAACUUCACUCCUUCUCAGCUGGAGCAGAACGCUCGGAACCGCAAACCAGGCAUCCAUCCCAUCAUCACCUGGCAGCAGGAGGAGGAGGAGAGGGCCAAAGCAGCCGCCGCCGCCGGACCCAUUGACAUUAAAAAACUGAUGGCCAGCAAACUGGACCGUAAAUAGAGAGGUGAAGGCGGGAGGACACUGCAGACAGAAUUUCAGGUUAAAUA